Zingiber officinale is the source of this 745-nucleotide messenger RNA. RefSeq names its product polcalcin Phl p 7-like. Bases 492 to 737 code for a protein of 81 amino acids. The record is from RefSeq and is a predicted model, not a curated record. Gene Ontology annotation, molecular function: calcium ion binding. The transcript has a single exon. Lineage: Eukaryota; Viridiplantae; Streptophyta; Magnoliopsida; Zingiberales; Zingiberaceae.
UGUCAACUCUUUCUAUUGUCCAAUCAUUAUGCACACUUAGAUCAAUCAAGACAUAUUACCAAUUUCCUAUUGCCAUGUAUUUCUUUUAGACAUGACUCCACCCUGAAAACCUAUUGCCUUCUUGGAACUUCAAUUAGCCAUUAGCCUAACAAGAGGUGUAAUCUUGGAUGCUAUUAUUUAUUAACUUUGAAACAUAGCAGAAAUAUAAGUUAUUUAAUGACGUCACUAUAAAUUACUGACAAAUAUAUACAUAUAUGUAAUAAAUUUUAUCCAUUCAAUUUUUAACAGGAAUAAAGGAGGAAUGAAAAACUCCACCACUAUAACUCCGCUCUCUAGGGUGGUCCAUUAGUGUCUCCAUGGAAUCCUUCAUUAAUCGUUUCUUUCCCCAUAUAUUACUCUCGGGUCUAUAACAAUUAUAUACGAAAUUAAAUGAUCUUACAAACUAGCGACACAAAGCAAGACCAAAAGAGAGAGAGAGAGAGAGAGAGGCGAUGGGAGAGGUGACGCCGGAGAUGGAAAGGAUCUUCAAGCGCUUUGACACUAAUGGCGACGGGAAGAUCUCCUUAGCUGAGCUCGCAGAAGUCCUUCGAACGCUAGGCUCCACAUCUGCUGAUGAUGUGAACCAUGUAAUGGCUGAGGUUGACAUCGAUGGCGAUGGGAACAUCGAUUUCAAAGAGUUCGUGGCCUUUUGUCUUGCUAACCCGGGCCUUAUGAAGGACAUUGCUAAGGUCUUUUAGGUUUUGUU